AUGUGUUCUGACGCCCUUGAUAACUCUCCGAAGCUGAACGAGCUUCCUGGGGAGCUCAUUCUAGAGAUCCUACAACAUCUCACAGUCGUCCGCGGCUACCUCGCUCUCCCGGAGGAAGAAGCCGCACGGAAAGCAGAGAACGCGCAGCGGAUUGCAGCGUUGCAUGGAUUGAGUCUUGCGUGCCGCCGGUUGAAUUAUAUCGCGACUCCAUAUCUCUACGAGUCUAUUACCAACCUAGGGCAGAGCACCAACUGGACGAAUGUCGACUCUCUGUUGAACACUAUCAAGAAGAAACCAGCAUUCCUAAAUUUCAUCCGAUAUAUCGAAACUGAUGGCGAUGAAUUUGACGCUGCUCUUGGUUCUGAGCUGGAAACCAAGCUCGAAGGUUUACGACGUAUCGACUACGACGCUUACAACUAUGACACUUGCAUAGAGGAACGAACGAGGCAUAUUAUGUUUCCCUGCAUUGUUGUGGUGUCUACGCUCAUCUCGCUCGCUCGAAAUCUGGAGAGUCUUGCAAUCGACAGAAGAUUUCGAGAAGAUCUGCAACCGUUCGAGAAAACAUUAGAGUUCCUUGCACUAGAUACGUUGGAUUCGUCGUGGCUUGUCGAGCUAGAAGAGGAUAUUCCCACGAUUGGAAGCCUGCGGGAGUUCACGAACCUGAAGCAUGUCGAAGUGUCUGGCAUGGUACUUUGGAGCGAUGAUGACGGUACGGUGAAACAUCCUCGGCUCUCUUCAAUCCUACCAUCCGCAUUGGAGACGUUGAUUGUCAACGUUGAAUGGGAGGAUGAUGUUGAGGAGGCUCUAGCAGAUCUAGCCAAAGAUUGCGCAGUCCAUUUUCCGGACUUAAAGAAGGUUGAUUGCUCUUGGCGGCCGGCACCUAUGUUCGUCGGCCGGGAUCUUAUCACUGAGUUCGAAAAAGCGGGUGUCAGCCUGAAGCUAGACAUAGCUUCCACUACUGAAGAGGAGGAGAAACGGAUCGAAGCCGAGAUGAUACAGAUGGAACAAGACAUUGAGUAUAUGGAUGAGAGAGCUGAGGCAAUCGAAGAGGAGAUCAGGCGAUUUGACGAGGAAGUGACCCAAAUGGAAGAGGUUGCUCAUGCGCAGGAGACUUCAUCGGGGAAGUACUGA
This is a messenger RNA of Didymosphaeria variabile, 1131 nucleotides long. RefSeq lists its product as uncharacterized. The coding region runs from base 1 to 1131 and encodes 376 amino acids. The record is from RefSeq and is a predicted model, not a curated record. NCBI's taxonomy places the organism in Eukaryota, Fungi, Ascomycota, Dothideomycetes, Pleosporales, Didymosphaeriaceae. The transcript has 3 exons.